AUGGCUUCGAAUCGCUCGAAUAGUCGGGCCUUCAAUGAGGUAAUAUUCAUUUUUUUUUUGAAAAAAAAUCCCAAAAAACCAUUUUUCAGGAAGAUCCGGCUUGGAAGCAUUAUUGGUCGGAAACAUGCCUUGAAGUUAUUUUCAUCAUGACAAGAUUUAGGUUAGUUUUUCGUAUUUUUUCGAAAAAAAAAACAUUUUAUUUAUCGAUUUGUUUUUAGAGAACAUCUGGAAUUGCCCGAAUUCACACAUUUGGAGUUUGAAGACGAGUUGAUGAAAGAGCAUAAAAAUUAUGGAGCUGAUGAAAUGUAUGUUUAUCGAUCUUUGUUGUUGACACAAAUGUUGGAAGUUCUUCUCAAAAAGGCUUUGAAAAAGGAUGCGUGAGUAUUUAAUUUCAAAAUAUUUAUUGUUAAUUCAAGGUAUAUUUUCAGUACUACUGAACUCGAUGCUCUCCUGAUUCUCUUCAUGAACCGUCAUAUAGAACAACACCCGUUCAAAGAUUUGAAUACUUUGGAUAUUCAUUGUGUUCCAACUGGCGUACGUUUUUUCUAGAACAAUUUUAUAAAUGUAUUGGUUCAUUUUCAGGUCAAACUUUGGAUCUACCUUCAACUUUUGAACUAUCAUUGCACCACAACUGAUUCACAAGCUAAUGAUUCGGUAAGUAAUCAAACAUUUUUUUUUUGCAAAUUAUAAAAUUUAAUUUUUCAGUUUUUCCAAUGGAGAAUCCCUGAUUUUUUGCGCGCAAAAGAAUUUCAUCUUCAAGACGGUACAAAACUCUUCUACAUGCAUGAUUUGCGCCUCUUCAAACAACAUCCAGCAUCUGAAUUUGCAAAAAGAAAAUCAGGAAUUUCUGAAGAACAUUUGGAGAAAGAAGUCUGGAAAGAUAUUUAUUUGGAUGUUCAUCGUGGAACACAUUAUGAAUGUUUGGCAAAUGAUCAUGAUUCAUGGAUGGCUUAUAUCAAAAGUUUGGGACCUGAAAAUAAGAAACAAGCGACUGAAAUGAGAUCGGUUUAUAGAAUCUUCGUGAAAGACAAUUUUCAAAGAGUUAGUUCACCGGAAUGUUUCUGAAACACAUUAUUUGUUCUUCAGCUUUUCAACUCUUGGGCACAUCAAAGAGCAAAUCGAGCAAAAUUGCACAAUUUGUUGGAUAUAGAGAAACGUAGAAGUUUGGGAUUGUUCAGAACAAGUUCACGUAUUCAAAAUAAACGUCUUCUUGAAGGAGCAACUAGUGAAGAAAGCAAAACUGGAGGAGAAGAGAAGCAAGAAGCAAAAGUUUUGGUGAGCUAAUUUUAAAUGUUUCACAUUAAUUUGAUACUAUUUUCAGAGCCGUGAUGAACGAAUGCUGAAACGUGAAGAGCACAAAGAGUUCAUGCGCGAUUUGAAUCUUCAAGUUGAAAUCCCAAAGACUCAAAAUUCCAAAGAUUUCGAUUCUCCACAGUAAGAUUUCAUACUUUUACAGAACUAUUCAAAAUUCAGUUUUUUUCAGGAAUCUCUCUCCAAUUUCGUUAAAAGAAGUUGAUGUUGAAAAUUUUCGUCUAACAAACCCACCAAUUAGUCCACAACGAGAUACAUUUGAACAAAACAAUAUCAAUGAUAAAUUUGGUGUGCCAGAAGAAACAAUUGAAGCUGUUGUCGCAAGUCUAACUGCUUUGCCAAACUUGGAAUCAACAAGCCAAACAAUUGAUCCAACAACACUUGGACAAAUCUCGCCGAAAUCUAGAAAAAGAAAAUUCGAUGCUCGUAUGACAGUUGAAGCAUAUCUCGCAGCAACAUUACCACCAACACUCAAACCAAAAAUGAAAUCAUUCACCAAGCGAUCAAGGCUCAACACAAGCAGCAUUCCGUGUGAGCCAAGUAGCAGUGGAACUGCUAUUUUAGCAUGUCCUUCUGAUUGGAAUCCAACUGUUAAACCAACAAAACCACCAAUCAAAAGAAGUGCAACUCAAAAAUCACAAAAUCAUCCGGAAAUGAUGUAAGUCGCAAACAAAAGAAACAUAUUUCAUAGCUAUUCUAUUUUAGGAACCGCCAAUUAGCCGUUCGAGUUUUCCGCUAUUUCUACAAUGAAAUUUUCGUAUCAUGGGCUACAUUCUACAAAGUUCAGGUACAAUUUUUUCAGCGGAAAAAAAAUGAAAUUAUAAAAAAUAAAAUUUUCAGACAAUGCCUCCAGAUUUGUGCGCAUUUUUUGAUGGUCUUCCAAGAGAUGAAAGAAAAAAUGAGUGA
This is a messenger RNA of Caenorhabditis angaria, 2217 nucleotides long. The record is from the annotation of a GenBank genome assembly. NCBI's taxonomy places the organism in Eukaryota, Metazoa, Nematoda, Chromadorea, Rhabditida, Rhabditidae.